Camelina sativa (false flax) is the source of this 1313-nucleotide messenger RNA. RefSeq lists its product as uncharacterized. The record is from RefSeq and is a predicted model, not a curated record. Lineage: Eukaryota; Viridiplantae; Streptophyta; Magnoliopsida; Brassicales; Brassicaceae.
AAGUAGAAAGAAGACAGAACCGAAUCUCACUUCCUCUCUCACAUACUCACUCUCAUUUGCUAUAUUUUUAACAGAAGACAACGAGUAGCUUCAACCAAAAGGAAACAGUACCAACAGUAUCAGCGAUGGAGUUUUUCCAGAAAGCAAAAGCUGUUCGUAUGCGCAACAGCCACAACAAGUACCUAACAGCAGACGACGACGAAGAAACCGUUACUCAAAACCGCAACGGAUCAACCAAAAACGCUCGUUGGACCGUCGAGCCGGUUCGCGACUCGCACCACGUCAUACGUCUCAAAAGCUGUUACGGCAAAUACUUGACCGCUUCUAACGAGCGGUUCUUGCUCGGAGCCACGGGUAAGAAAGUGAUCCAGCUGAAACUGAGCCGGCUCGAUUCGUCUGUUGAGUGGGAGCCUGUUAGGGAAGGAUCAUCUAAGAUUAAGCUUAGGACUAGAUCCGGUAACUAUCUCAGAGCUAACGGUGGUCUUCCUCCGUGGAGGAACUCGGUGACUCAUGAUAAUCCUCAUUUGUCGGCUACUCAGGAUUCGAUCUCUUGGGAGGUUGAUGUUGUUGAGAUCUUGAUUGAUACUGAAUCCAAGAACGAGUCUCCGAAGAAGACGAUGACGCCACCUCCGCCGCAUCGGAGACCGUCGAGUACGCCGUUGUCGGUUUCUCAUUCCAGGACUUCGUCUUCUCUUUCAGACAGAUCUGAUUCAGAUUCGGUUGAGUCUCCGCCUAAAUCUGAGGGGCGAACCAUUUACUACCACAUCGCCGACGAAGAAGGACACGUGGAGGAUGAAACGACCGUUGGAUAUGCUUUCACGUUUAAAGGAAACAGCGUGGCGGAGCUGACUCAGACGUUGAGAGAAGAGACGUGCUUGGAAGACGCUGUGGUGUGCACUCGCAGUCCUUUAAACGGCAAGCUGUUUCCUCUUCGUUUGCAGCUUCCUCCUAACAAUGGAACUUUGCAUGUCGUUUUACUUCCCUCCUGCGCUAGUCUCUAGACUGGCACAAACCAAAAUAAUCGAGCUAUGAGAUUGGGUGGUUCUUGUUUGGUGAAGCAUAUGAUAUGAACCUUAUAAGAAGAUAGUAUAAGAGUUGGUAGUUGGUACAAGACUCGUGGCCACGGAAGUAAAAAGGCGUCGCACUUCAUCAGCGUUUGACAUUAAAAAAAAUAAAAUUAGUAUAGUAAGAGUUCUUGAUUAUAUAGCUAGGAAGGAGUUAUAAAAUUCUUUUUGGGGAACAUAAUGCGACUUGUUUGUCUUUGUAAAUAAGCGAUGAUUUCUUGGUAAACGAACAUUUUGAUUUUGAGGGUU